This is a messenger RNA of Cornus florida, 1972 nucleotides long. RefSeq names its product 7-deoxyloganetic acid glucosyltransferase-like. Bases 170 to 1648 code for a protein of 492 amino acids. Gene Ontology annotation, molecular function: UDP-glycosyltransferase activity. The transcript is spliced from 2 exons. The record is from RefSeq and is a predicted model, not a curated record. NCBI's taxonomy places the organism in Eukaryota, Viridiplantae, Streptophyta, Magnoliopsida, Cornales, Cornaceae.
UAUAAAAAAUAAGUUUGGGUACCAAUAAUUAUUCAGUGCGUGUAAGAGAUUCCUUUUUGAUCUGAUCAAUUAGGUUCAAGUCUAUCUACAGCUGUCUUCAGCCUUUCACUGCGUUCAUCAGUCGGUGUACACCAUCUUUCCUAAUUAAGCAGCAGGAAGGUGAAGGGAUAUGGAUGUAAGUGAGCCUCAGCCUCAACCUCACGUAGUGAUAUUGCCUUUCCCUGCACAAGGACACAUCAAACCCAUGUUAAUGCUUGCACAGCUGUUUUGCAAUAAUGCCAAUUUCUAUGUAACCUUUGUAAACACACAUCACACCCACAAUCUUAUACACAAAUUGAUCAACAAAACAAAUUUCAAGCGCCUCUUUCCUACACUCCGUUUUGAGGCCAUCCCAGAUGGACUUCCACCUCAACAUCCACGCUCUGGUCCACAAGUAUUAGACAUAUUCUUCACCAUGGGAUUUGAGUCCAAGGCCAAGUUCAAGGACGUAUUAACGGGUCUACAUCAACAAGAAGAAUGGUCACCACCCACGUGUAUAAUAGCAGAUGGAAUCAUGUCUUUCGCCAUUGAUGUUGCAGAAGACCUCCAUAUCCCGGUCAUCACUUUUCGAACCUACAAUGCUUCGUGCACCUGGCUUUACUUCCAUAUUCAAAACCUCAUUCAACAAGGAGAAAUUCCAUUUCAAGGAGAUGAUGACAUGGAUAGGCCUAUUGCUUGCAUUCCUGGGUUUGAGAGCCUCUUGCGACGUCGAGACCUACCAAGCAUUUGUAGACUUGAAGACGCCCAAAAUCCAAUCCUACAAUUCUACAUCACCCAAACAUCAGCCAUGACUCGAGCCUCUGCCCUCAUACUCAACACUUUUGAUGAACUCGAAUCACCCAUCAUCUCUAAACUUGGCUCUCUCUUUCCUAAAAUCUACACCAUUGGUCCUCUUCAUGCCCUCUUCAAGUCUCGAACCACACAUUACACAGAGUCAGAUUCAUCAAAUGGUAGUCUGAGAGAACAAGACAUGACCUGCUUGACUUGGCUCGAUUCUCAGCCGUCCAAAUCAGUAAUAUACGUUAGCUUUGGGAGUGUGGCCACGUUGACUCGUGACCAGUUAUUAGAGUUUUGGUAUGGCUUGGUUAACAGUGAAAAACCAUUUUUGUGGGUAAUAAGGGAAGGUUUGCUUUUGGGAGAUGAUACAGUGGUUGAGACUCCGGCAGAGCUUGAGGUGGGAACUACGGAAAGUGGGUGCAUAGUGCGUUGGGCCCCACAAGAAGAGGUCCUGACCCAUCGGGCUGUGGGUGGGUUUUUGACCCACAGUGGGUGGAACUCAACGUUGGAAAGUAUUUUGGCGGGUAUUCCAAUGAUUUGUUGGCCACAGUUAGCGGACCAACAGGUGAAUAGUAGGUGUGUGAGUGAGUUGUGGAAGGUUGGGCUUGAUAUGAAGGACUUUUGUGAUAGAUCAACGGUUGAGAAAAUGGUAAGAAAUCUAAUGGAGGGUAAGAGAGAGGAGAUCAUGAAAUCAAUAGCUGGGAAUUCGAAAAUGGCUUGUGACAGUGUCAAGGAAGGUGGGUCCUCUUAUUGCAACUUAGAGAAGUUAAUUGAAGACAUUCGAUCAAUGAGGUCAACAACUAAGAAUAUUGCUCAUGUUGGAAAUGAGUGAAGAAAAUUGAAGUAUUGAAGGAAGGCAGUUUCAGGAGUCUGGCUUGCAAUCUUUCAGAAAUUGUCUUUGGCGGCAUGUUGCUACACAUGGCCUUUAGUUUUGCUGAUUAAGUUAGAGAUGAUAUGUUAGUCUGCUUUUGAAUGUAGUUUUGGCUCUUCAUGUUUGUUUUCUGGUUUUUUUUUGUUGUUUUUUAGUGUUCUUGUUUGGCCUGCCAUGACCUGUUGGAUUUGUCCUCCUACUAGCUAGCUUGUUUUGCUUUGGAGCCAUCUUUGAAAGAAAAAAUCUUAUUGAUCAAAAAAGAAAAAAAAAAAAUUGUUUAUGCCU